Messenger RNA from Hevea brasiliensis (rubber tree), 776 nucleotides. RefSeq lists its product as uncharacterized. The coding region runs from base 17 to 667 and encodes 216 amino acids. Gene Ontology annotation, biological process: carbohydrate metabolic process. Lineage: Eukaryota; Viridiplantae; Streptophyta; Magnoliopsida; Malpighiales; Euphorbiaceae. Gene Ontology annotation, molecular function: hydrolase activity, hydrolyzing O-glycosyl compounds. The record is from RefSeq and is a predicted model, not a curated record. The transcript has 5 exons.
GGUAGCAACAAAGACAAUGCCUGAAAGCAAUAUUCAUCGAGGAGAUGAUGAACUUGGGGGUUGCCAGGAGCACUCAUACUAUCACAAUGUAUUUGGCAUGUUGAUGGCAAGAUCAACAUUUGAAGGCAUGAAAUUAGCCAAUGAAAAUAAGCGUCCCUUUGUUCUUACUAGGGCUGGAUUUAUUGGCAGUCAAAAGUAUGCUGCAACAUGGACAGGAGACAACGUUUCAAAUUGGGAGCAUCUGCACAUGUCCAUCUCCAUGGUUCUUCAAUUGGGACUCAGUGGUCAACCAUUUUCAGGACCUGAUAUUGGCGGAUUUGUUGGAAAUGCAACGCCUAAGCUUUUUGGAAGGUGGAUGGGUGUCGGUGCAAUGUUUCCUUUCUGUCGUGGGCAUUCUGAAAAAGCCUCUUUUGACCAUGAGCCAUGGUCUUUUGGAGAUGAGUGUGAAGAAGUUUGUCGUCGGGCAUUAAAGAGACGUUAUCGCCUUAUACCACACUUAUAUACUCUAUUUUAUGAUGCUCAUAUAAUGGGUACCCCAGUGAUGACUCCUACCUUCUUCGCUGAUCCAACAAAUCCUAGCUUAAGGACCAUUGAAAAUUCCUUCCUUUUGGGUCCACUUUUGGUUUAUGCAAGGUUUUGCUCUCUUUAUUUUCAGAUAAAUCACUAGGUUAUGAAACAAACGUAUAUGUGCUUUGUUGACUUUAUAUCAAUGCACACAAUAUGGGUUGGUUUAUAAGUUUUUCUUUGAACUAAUACUUAUUGCUAUGUUACAUAAA